CUCAUUACAGAACACAUUGGAAGAUCUGUCUUGUGUGCUGUCUACCAACAAACAUGAAGUUUGUGGCUGUAAUCCUUGCUCUCUGUAUAAUUUCAGGCUGUCAUGGGCGCUUCAUGUUUCAGGAUGAACCGAAAAGCCGCUGGGAGGAGGCAGUGGAUCAGUUCUGGAACCAUGUGUCUGAGCUGACCUCUAGGGCUGAGGAAAUGAGGGACAACAUCAAGGCCUCUCAGCUCGGCAGAGAAUUAGACACACUGAUCUCAGACACCAUGAUGGAGCUGCAAAUAUACAAUGAUGACUUUCGGUCCAAGCUGGGCCCUUAUGCACAGGAGACUGCCCAAAGACUUAAUGAAGAUCUGCAACUGCUGGCCAGUAAGCUUCACACCCACAUGGAGGAAGCUAAAGAACGUGUCACUGAAUACACCCAGGAGCUCCGGAACAUGAUGGAGCAGAACGCUGAUGAUGUCAAGAACAGGGUCAACACUUAUGUCUGGAAACUAAGAAAACGCUUGAACAAGGAUGCACAAGAGAUCAACAAAAACAUUUUAACAUAUUUUGAGGAAGUUCGCUCUCGUGCUGCUCAGAGUGUGGAGGAGGUGAAGCAUCGUCUUGAACCUUAUUUUACUGCAGUACGUCAGCGUGCUGAAGAGAAACUAACAGCUCUGGGAGAACUGCUGAAAAGCCAGGGUGAAGGAAUUAAAGACAAACUGGUUUCACAAAUGCAGGACCUCAGAGAGCAGGUUGAGGAGACCACAGAGAAUCUGCAUACCACUCUUCAGGAAAAGGCAGAGGAGCUACAAAAUUGGUUUCAGCCCUAUGUCUCUAAAAUCCAGGAGCAACUGCAGUCUGUGUGGGAGACAUAUAAUACAAAUGCAUAAGCAUGAGGUGCCAUAGCAAAAGUAGUGGACUGACUUUCCAGCAUAGUUUUGCUCACAGAAAUAAAGGUAUUGGAAAUGUAAAGGUAAUAAGUGGAGAGUACCAUUAGUACUCAUCUAAGACAUAGGCUAUGUAAUUUAAAGCUCAAUAAAAACAGCCUGUACAAAUAA
Molecule: messenger RNA, 1043 nt
Organism: Myxocyprinus asiaticus (Chinese sucker)
Lineage: Eukaryota; Metazoa; Chordata; Actinopteri; Cypriniformes; Catostomidae
Product: apolipoprotein Eb-like
Exons: 5
Coding region: 54-875 (273 amino acids)
Biological process (GO): lipoprotein catabolic process; negative regulation of neuron apoptotic process; cholesterol catabolic process
Cellular component (GO): extracellular region; intermediate-density lipoprotein particle
Molecular function (GO): lipid binding
Source: RefSeq, a predicted model, not a curated record